AUGUUGCUGGCAGUACGCACCCUAACAAGGGCGUGCUACCGCCCAAAGAACACGAUACAAGUUAGGUUCAAACAUGGAGGGACACCAGGGGUGUACGAUUACGAACCGUCGAAAAAUCCAUGGGAGGACAAAAGUUAUCACGCUCUAAAAAAAGAUAUAGGGAACACAGGAUGGCCGAUACUAGUAGCCACCAAUACAACACAACCAAUGUGGCAAAGCUAUACUUGGGGAGAACAUACAGUCAUACCAAGAGAUGGAUAUGGAUGUCCUGCCACUUUCCCACCAGAAGUUACAACCAAAAUCAAACAUACGUUUAGAUUGCCACCGCAAUUCUAUCCGUUCCUCAAAAAAUUAGGAGAUGAUACACCUGCACUCAAACCUUAUAUGGACAGAUUAAUCACUGGAAAGUUUACUAAUGACGACUACGAAGAAAUGUUCUACAAGUUCGCUAAGCCACUCAAAAUAUAUCGCAAACUUAUACCAAAACCGUUCAGAACCGCAGAAGAACGGGCAAAGGAACCGGAAGUAUCAUGGGAAAGCGCAUGGCUAAGCUACAGACAACAGGUAGCAGCAGAAUAUAAUGUUGCAAUUGGAAUGAGGGAGUACCUACUAGGCAUGAUCAUAGCUUUCUACGGUGCGUACCUAUGGAUGAGGAUGCAUCAGCAAUACCGUGCCGAUAUGAGAUUAUUCUACCAUGAAGCACCGGAACACAAAAUCAAAUGGGUAGUACCACGUGGUGACCUUAUUUGA
Babesia sp. Xinjiang is the source of this 750-nucleotide messenger RNA. RefSeq lists its product as uncharacterized. The record is from RefSeq and is a predicted model, not a curated record. Bases 1 to 750 code for a protein of 249 amino acids. Lineage: Eukaryota; Apicomplexa; Aconoidasida; Piroplasmida; Babesiidae. The transcript has a single exon.